AUGACAUCCCCAACCAGCAACUCUCGGGACCAUGUCGAGCACUUAAAAUCGUCUUCCGAAACAACAAUCACUAACACCACAACCCACGAGUCCAAACAUACGGAACCACACGCCGAACGGGGCCAAACAUCGCACGACGGGUCAAAUGGGAGCUUUGGAAGUACCCAAAUAGAGGCCGGGGCUGCUGGAAAUACAGAGAAGACAGGUCCCUCAGCUUCACAAGAGACAGAAUCCGCCUGUCCUGACGGCGGUCUUCAAGCAUGGCUAGUCGUACUUGGUGGAUUUUGUGCACAUUUCUGUAUAUUCGGGUUAGUUAACUGCUCAGGCGUGUUUCUCGAGUAUUACCUUUCUGGGCCGUUGCGGCAACACGAUGCCUCGACGGUAAGCUGGAUCACCUCAAUCCAGAUAUUCCUCAUGAUGUUUCUCAGCACCGGAUAUGGACGUAUCUACGAUAAUUUUGGUCCUCAGUGGCUCCUCUGGAUCGGGACACUCAUCUACCUGCUGAGCCUGGUCGCGAUCUCUUUUUGCACAAAAUACUACCAAUUCAUCCUUGCGCAGGCCAUUGCCCCUUCGCUCGGUGGCUGCGCAGUUUUCACCGCUUCAAUGGGCGUUUUAGUGUCAUGGUUCGAGAAACGACGAUCAACUGCCUUUGGCAUCAUGGCGUCAGGCGGCUCGGUUGGUAGCAUUGUCCUCCCCAUCCUGAUGCAUCGUCUCAUUGAACAUACCGGGUUUCCAUGGAUGAUGCGCGUACUGGCAUGUAUAUUUUCCGCCUUAUUGGCCGUUUCUUGCGGCACAAUGAAGACCAGAGUGUCUCCGAAGCCGCGAGAGUUCAAAAUCGCAGACCACUUCGCAUCCCUGAAGGAUAUUCGUCUGUCACUUACCGCCGCGGCCAUGUUCUUCUUCAUGUUGGGCAUGUGGAUGCCCUUUAGCUUUACCUUGCUACAGGCCAAAGCUGCCGGAACUUCUCCAGCUUUGAUUCCGUAUCUGUUGCCGAUUCUCGGCGGUGCAAGUCUGUUAGGUCGUAUUCUUCUAGGCAUUGUAGCCGACAAAAUGGGCCGCUACAACGUCACCAUCUUCAUCUCCUUCCUAUGCUCCAUUACUUGUCUGGCAGUCUGGAUCCCAGUCAACGAUGUGGCGGGCAUUCUCGUCUUCAUAGUCAUAUUGGGCUUCUCUUCAGGCGGAUACAUCUCCCUUUCGCCAACUCUCGUUGCCCAAAUCUCUAAUCUCGACGAAAUCGGCACCAGAGUCGGCACUGCCUACGCAAUCACGUCCUUUGGCGCCCUGUUUGCAAGUCCUAUUGGGGGCGCGAUCGUGGCCGCGCAAGGCGGUAGCUACCUCGGUUUGAAGCUGUUCUGUGGCCUUGCCAUUUUCGCUUCUGCGAGUCUAUUUGCGGCUGUAAGACAUCUUCUUGUUGGUUUCAAAUUGGCGAUUGUGUAA
Molecule: messenger RNA, 1437 nt
Organism: Pochonia chlamydosporia 170
Lineage: Eukaryota; Fungi; Ascomycota; Sordariomycetes; Hypocreales; Clavicipitaceae
Product: monocarboxylate permease-like protein
Exons: 3
Coding region: 1-1437 (478 amino acids)
Biological process (GO): transmembrane transport
Cellular component (GO): fungal-type vacuole membrane
Molecular function (GO): transmembrane transporter activity
Source: RefSeq, a predicted model, not a curated record